Molecule: messenger RNA, 903 nt
Organism: Aegilops tauschii subsp. strangulata
Lineage: Eukaryota; Viridiplantae; Streptophyta; Magnoliopsida; Poales; Poaceae
Source: RefSeq, a predicted model, not a curated record
AUGACCACAGGAUCGUUUGCAUCUACCGAAUCUGCUCAUUUGGAAGGAUCUUCUGGAUCAUCUGCGAACAAUCAAAUUGUGCAGCUUCCUGUGCAAUCACAACAUCAACCUGCCACUGCUCCAAGGGCUAUGACUCGUCUACAAAAAGGUGAACCAGCAAAAUUGAGCGAUGCACUUGGAGAUCCUAAGUGGAAAAAGGACAUGGAUGAAGAAUAUGGUGCACUCAUAAAGAAUAAGACAUGGCACUUGGUGCCAAGUCAAAGAGGUAUUGAAGUUAAGAAGAUUCAAGAUGGCAUAGUAUUAAGUCAGGAAAAAUGUGCCACUGAACUUCUAACUCGCAUGGGAAUGAAAGACUACAAGCCUUCACCCACACCAUUGUCUUCUUCGAAGCAACUUUCAGCACAUGAAGGAGAAUCACUUAAGGAAGAGGAUAGCACAAAAUAUAGAAGUACUGUUGGAGCUCUACAGUAUUUGACUUUGACACUGCCAGACAUAUCAUUUGCUGUAAGCAAGUUCAGACGUUGUAGUUCUUCUCUUGUUAGUGCUUUCUCUGAUGCUGACUGGGCAGGAUGUAGUGAUGACAGAAGGUCAACUGGAGGGUUUGCAGUAUUCUUUGGUUCAAACCUUAUUUCUUGGAGUGCUAGAAAACAAGCUACGGUGUCAAGGUCAAGUACAGAGGCCGAGUACAAAUCAUUAGCAAAUGCCACUGCCAAGAUCAUUUGGGUGGAAUCAUUGCUUAAUGAAUUGGGAAUUAAGCAACAUCGUGUUCCAUGUUUGUGGGUGGCAGAGAAGAAGUUGGACAUAAGGUUUAUACCAUCCAAGGAUCAAGUAGCAGAUGGGUUCACUAAAGCUUUGCCAGUUAAGCCCUUUGAAGAGUUCAAGAGAAAUCUUAAUAUAGGAUAG